UCAAAACAAAGCUUUGGUACGUACUUUAGUACCAUGGUAUUUUUAUUUCAAUUGAAGAUAAGCGUUUUGAAACAGGAAGAAUAAUUAUUGGCAUGAUAUAAAUCUCACAAUAAAUCACACAUCAUACUAUAUAUAAUAGGUACCUACAAAAUCCUGUUCGGCUGAUUUAAUAUUUGGCUAAUUAUGUCAAAUAUGAAUGACUUCCAUAGGAGUAAUAAACUGUCUGGAAUACAUUGGCUUAAAAAUCCCAUAGAAGAAUUGUCAAUUAGAAUUAGAUUGAAACCUUUGGAUGCAAUACUGGCAUUACCAAAAUUCGAAGACUACAUAAAUGAGACAAACACUGAAAAUUUAAAUAUAGAACAGAAUAUUGAGGAAUACCUAUUUAAAUGGCAACAAAAGAUCUUUAGCAAAUGGGAAGAAAAUUACUAUUCUGACUUUAUUAACUGUAGCACAGAUAGAGAGAUUAAAUAUAAUGAAAUGCUAAAGAAUGGUGAAUGUAAAUCUUCUAAAGUGUUUACUUACAUACAUGAAGACUUUCAUCUACCUUUGCCUGCAGAUUUAAAAAAAACAAGGUCUAAAAGUGUUCUAAAUUUAAAUUCAUGUAUGAAACAUCUCAGCAUUCAUGGGAAUAUAGAUAAUGUAAUUGGAGGUGAUCUAGCAAAUUCAGUUUCUCAAGCACAUUUACUAAAGAGUGAAGAAAAUAUUUUUGAAGAACAAUGGAUGGCAAUGCAUGUUAUUUUUGAUAAUUCUGAUUAUAAUGAGGAUUCCAGCAUCAUAAUCAAGAGAGAAGUCACUCUACUUUCCAUCUACUAUAAUUUAACUCAUAAUUACAUGACUAUAUCACCAGACAGUAACAAUUUAGUUCUGAACCCGUAUCUCAUUGAGAAUGAGUUGGGUGUGUCCCUCAGCUAUCAGUAUGAAGUGGAUGUGAGUUUUGAGGAUGAGGGAGAGGAAGAGCUUUUGACUUUGUUAACAAAACUCCAUAAGAAAUGGGAGAGGAAACACAGAAAUCUAAUGAAUUUCGUGAUGCCUCCACUGGGAAAGAGGAAAUAUCACUUGGCAUUAGAAAUACUGAGCGCUGUAAACUUUGACAUGGACAAUUUAUACAUCGAAUACACUAUUAAGAUCCCAGAGAGCAUCCAAUGUAAAGACAAUACCCACGGCAGAACGCAUGUGAGUGAAGCUUUGAGGUUUGAUCAGACUGAAACAUGGAAUUAUGGUCACAUUAUAGAAUUGAACUUGGACAUGGAUGCUGGGAAAGAUCCACCGCCCAUAAAAUUCUUCUUCGAAGUCAUUUCGACAGACUGGUGGUGUCGCCAUCGCACCGAAGGGUAUGGCUAUCUCGCUCUAACAUUAGAACCGGGCCGUUACGCCAAGCAGCUGUCCUGCUCUAGACCGGAAGAGAAGGACAAACUCGAAGCGGACAACAGAAGGUUCUUUAUUGGUGGAUGUCAUUUGAUCAAGGAUUUGGAAGUCCUGGCAGAACCUCAAAGUGUGGAUGCAAACUUCAUCUACCACACCACAGGCACAAUCAGCCUUCGUUGGAGCGUUAUAUCCCAAUCUCCCCUUCCCGGUCCAGAAGCAAUACCAGUCCAGCCCGGGACCAGUUCAGCAUCAGCUCUACUCCUGGGCGCGGAGACUGCCCUCAGGAAGUACAGGAAGGCUAGAGCGAGACUAGCAGCGGCCACUAAAGACUUGGAUGUCAAAUAUGAGGAGAUGGGUUGAGGGAAAUACAAUUUCAUGAUCAGGGAGAAAGAAGUAUAGUUUGAUAAAAAUAUUUAUGAACAUGGUACGAAAAAAAAGAAAAAGGUUCUGGCAACAUGUAUCCUGAGUUUCUGUCAAUAGUUCAGCGCAACAAUUAAAGUGUCCCUUGCGAUGACUUCCAUCUGGAACCUUUCUUGAAGUGGAAGUAAGGCUGGACCAAUUACUUCAAGGGAGUCGGGAUAAGUUGAGGAGUAAGAUUUGGAAUGUUCUUGGUUGUCCAAAAUAGUGAGGUCUCCAGACUCUUUAAGCUGUGCUUGGUGAGGAAUACGCCCCAUUGUCCUGGCUUACAGGAGUUACAAUGCCAGAUGAGGGCGGAAGGCUCUCAUACCAAAAAUAGAGGCAGAUAAUCUGACAUUGUCAGAUAGGCUAGAAAGAUCUAUAGUGAGUGGACGAAUGCUUUUGUUAUGCCUGUUAGUGAGGACCAGUUUUCAUGAACAAAUGAACUUAAAAAAAUUAAAGGAGAAGAACUUUAUUAAAAUAACAUAUACUGAAUAGAGGACGCUUUAGCUGGCCACUAAUAGAUUUAUUGGUUGAGACUAGGGGUCGCAAACCGGUAUCCCGGAUUUCGAAAAUACCGGAAUACCGGACCAAAUUAAGAACUUCA
Messenger RNA from Manduca sexta (tobacco hornworm), 2368 nucleotides. It is a transcript of the gene Mks1, whose product is annotated as Meckel syndrome type 1 protein. Gene Ontology annotation, cellular component: MKS complex. The coding region runs from base 184 to 1725 and encodes 513 amino acids. Gene Ontology annotation, biological process: cilium assembly. The record is from RefSeq and is a predicted model, not a curated record. Lineage: Eukaryota; Metazoa; Arthropoda; Insecta; Lepidoptera; Sphingidae. The transcript is spliced from 7 exons.